Pochonia chlamydosporia 170 is the source of this 357-nucleotide messenger RNA. RefSeq lists its product as hypothetical. The transcript has a single exon. The record is from RefSeq and is a predicted model, not a curated record. Gene Ontology annotation, molecular function: mitochondrion autophagosome adaptor activity. Bases 1 to 357 code for a protein of 118 amino acids. Lineage: Eukaryota; Fungi; Ascomycota; Sordariomycetes; Hypocreales; Clavicipitaceae. Gene Ontology annotation, biological process: mitophagy.
AUGGACAUGGACUCCAUCGCAACAGAGGUCGCCGAGACCAUCCAAGCGGGCCACAUCCGAUCCCACCCCGAUAUCAACUUCGACGCCUCGCCCUCCACAGCCGCCGACAAACGAGAACCAGUCACCCUCCACAGCCCUCGCCUCAGCGAUGACGAACUCCUCAACGACGUGGAAGACGAUGAGGAGGACAUCCCCUACAGUGUUCUGCACCCCUCCCACAAAUCUCACAGCCUCCCACCUUUGCCAGAUUUGCGAUUCGAGCAGAGCUACUUGCGGAGUAUUGCCAAUGCCGAUACAUGGUGGAAGGUGUUACUCAUCACAGCAAGAGAUCAGGUAAGACGAAAGUCGCCUUGGUAG